Amaranthus tricolor (Joseph's coat) is the source of this 657-nucleotide messenger RNA. Its product is annotated as putative invertase inhibitor. The record is from RefSeq and is a predicted model, not a curated record. The transcript has a single exon. Lineage: Eukaryota; Viridiplantae; Streptophyta; Magnoliopsida; Caryophyllales; Amaranthaceae. Gene Ontology annotation, molecular function: enzyme inhibitor activity. The coding region runs from base 1 to 657 and encodes 218 amino acids.
AUGGUGAAGCCUCUUUGCCUGAGCAUACAUUCUAAACACCAAGGAAAUCAGAAGAAAAAAUCGACAGCCAAAUUAAAAAACCCGAAAAAAAUUUCACCAAAGAUGAACAAAUCCGUCUUCUGUAUCCUCAUAACGUUGAUUCUAUACUCUUGCUCACGAGCAACAGCUGCUUUUACCAGCCUUGUACUUCCAGUCUGCAAGAAGAUCUCUCAAACCGACCCAAAUAAUGUUAGCUAUGAAUCUUGCGUAGCAAUACUCGGAUCUGAUCCUCGAAGUUCCACAUCGACAGCUCCACAACUAGCUCGGAUCUCCUUUGAGUUGGGUAUAUCGAGAGCCAAGGACAUUACCUCAACCAUAGAAAAGCUCUUGAAGACAUCGGGAUCUGAUCCUGCUGCUAGAAAUGCCUUAAAGUAUUGUUCGGGGGUCUACUCCGGAGUCCCGGGAGAGCUAGAUGCAAGCCUCGAGGCUAUAAAGGAUGAAGCUUUUGACACUGCAAAUGAGCGGGUAAGUGCAGCUGUUAAGGCUACAACUGCUUGUAAAGAUGGGAUGAAGGAGGAGACAGGAAAAAUAGCUCCUUUGAAACAAGAGAUCAAUGAAUUUAACCAGCUUUGUGCCAUUUCUAUUGGUUUCAUUAAGUUGUUGAGGAUCAUAAAUUGA